AUGUUCAAAUUUGUCGUUGUCAUCUUCGCUGUCAUCGCCUGUGUUGCAGCUAAACCAGGUCUACUAAGUGCUCCAUUAGCCUAUACUGUGCCUGCUGCUGUCGUAGCUGCUCCAGCACCUUUUGUUACUGCUACAAGUAGUCAAGUUGUUGCUAGAAAUUUCAAUGGAAUCGCCGCUGCACCAAUUGUCGCCGCUGCUCCAGUUGUGAAAGCUGUUGCACCUGUUGCUGCUCCUUUGGCUUACGCUUCUCCUUUAGCUUACUCAGCUCCAUUAGCCCGCGCUGCUUAUGCUGCUGCUCCUUUGACCUAUAGUUCACCAUUGGCAUACUCUGCACCACUCUCAGCUGCUCCAGUUUUAUUGUAA
Molecule: messenger RNA, 363 nt
Organism: Teleopsis dalmanni
Lineage: Eukaryota; Metazoa; Arthropoda; Insecta; Diptera; Diopsidae
Product: cuticle protein 16.5-like
Exons: 2
Coding region: 1-363 (120 amino acids)
Source: RefSeq, a predicted model, not a curated record